Etheostoma spectabile (orangethroat darter) is the source of this 2766-nucleotide messenger RNA. RefSeq names its product dynamin 1-like (gene dnm1l). Gene Ontology annotation, cellular component: cytoplasm; mitochondrion; microtubule. The coding region runs from base 154 to 2343 and encodes 729 amino acids. Lineage: Eukaryota; Metazoa; Chordata; Actinopteri; Perciformes; Percidae. The record is from RefSeq and is a predicted model, not a curated record. The transcript has 20 exons. Gene Ontology annotation, biological process: mitochondrial fission; peroxisome fission; intracellular distribution of mitochondria. Gene Ontology annotation, molecular function: GTP binding; microtubule binding; GTPase activity.
UACCCUGACCAACUGUGUGCGCAGUUGUUGGCAGAUUCUCCAAAGAGACGCCAGUAGCUUUAGCCGUGAGACAUUGAAUGACUUUGUUGGACCCCUGUGCGACAGAGUACAGAAACUUUCCUAUUUGACAGGUCGGGAUUAGUGUCGGAGCUCAUGGAGGCCCUCAUACCUGUCGUAAACAAACUGCAGGAUGUAUUUAACACGGUCGGCACAGACAUUAUUCAACUGCCGCAGAUAGUUGUUGUGGGAACUCAGAGCAGUGGGAAGAGUUCAGUUUUAGAGAGCCUGGUUGGCAGGGACGUCCUGCCACGUGGCACUGGCAUCGUCACACGCCGGCCCCUUAUCCUACAGCUGGUGCACAUCGAUCCAGAGGACCGCAGAAAAUCCAGUGAAGAGAAUGCCACAGAAUCCAAGAAAAAUGGACGCCUUUACAGAGGAAUCGACGGAGAGGAAUGGGGCAAAUUUCUACACACCAAAAACAAGAUCUACACAGAUUUCGAGGAGAUCAGGCAAGAAAUUGAAGCAGAAACACAAAGAAUUUCUGGCAAUAACAAGGGUAUUAGUAAUGAACCCAUUCACCUGAGAAUCUUUUCACCACACGUUGUGAACCUUACAUUGGUGGACCUUCCUGGCAUUACAAAGGUACCAGUGGGAGACCAGCCCAAAGACAUAGAGCUUCAGAUCAGAGAAUUGAUCUUCAAGUACAUCUUCAACCCCAACUCCAUCAUCCUGGCUGUGACUGCUGCCAACACAGACAUGGCAACCUCAGAGGCCCUUAAAGUAGCUCGCGAGGUUGACCCUGAUGGCAGGAGGACGCUAGCAGUGGUGACCAAGCUGGAUCUGAUGGAUGCCGGCACAGAUGCCAUGGAUGUAUUGAUGGGCAGGGUCAUUCCUGUCAAACUGGGUUUAAUUGGAGUCGUUAAUAGGAGUCAGUUGGAUAUCAAUCAGAAGAAGUUGGUGGCAGAUGCCAUCCGUGAUGAAUACGCCUUCCUACAAAAGAAAUACCCCUCCCUUGCAAACAGAAAUGGAACCAAAUAUCUGGCCAGAACAUUGAACAGGUUACUCAUGCACCACAUCAGAGACUGUCUUCCUGAUCUGAAGACGAGGAUCAAUGUGCUGGCAUCGCAGUACCAGUCAUUACUCAACAGUUAUGGUGAACCUGUGGAGGACAAGAGUUCCACGUUGUUGCAACUCAUCACCAAGUUUGCUGCAGAGUACUGCCACACCAUAGAGGGCACAGCCAAAUACAUUGAGACAACUGAACUAUGUGGUGGAGCAAGAAUCUGUUACAUAUUUCAUGAAACAUUUGGUCGCACAUUGGAGUCAGUAGAUCCUCUGGGUGGUCUGACAACCAUUGAUGUGCUGACAGCAAUCAGAAAUGCAACGGGCCCGAGGCCUGCUUUAUUCGUGCCCGAGGUUUCCUUUGAGUUGUUGGUGAAGCGACAGGUCAAGCGCCUGGAGGAUCCCAGUCUGCGCUGCGUAGAGCUGGUUCACGAGGAGAUGCAGAGGAUUAUCCAGCACUGCAGCAACUACAGCACACAGGAGUUGCUGAGGUUUCCAAAGCUCCAUGAUGCCAUAGUAGAAGUGGUCACCUCGUUACUCAGAAAGAGGCUCCCAGUCACCAAUGAAAUGGUUCACAACCUGGUUGCCAUAGAGUUGGCCUAUAUCAACACAAAGCACCCUGACUUUGCCGAUGCCUGUGGCCUCAUGAACAAUAACAUAGAGGAGCAGAGACGCAACAGAAUGAGAGACCUGCCCUCUGCUGUCCCCAGAGACAAGUCCCUUAAAGGCCCAGGUGGGCAGCCUCUCUCUCCCACUGAGCCUCAUGCCCUUGAGAGCGAGGCCACCAAGGCAGCCGCCAGUGGCGCUCAGAGCGGUGCUGCUAGCGAGCAGACAGACGGCGGGACGGGGAACUGGAGGGGCAUGUUGAAGAAGGGAGAGGAUGGACAAGCUACUGACAGAGCCAUGCUCCAUGCAAACCCACACAAGGGCUACGCUGUCAACCUGCUAGAUGUGCCUGUUCCAGUGUCCAGGAAGUUGUCUUCUCGGGAGCAGAGGGACUGCGAGGUCAUUGAGAGACUUAUCAAGUCAUACUUCCUUAUUGUACGGAAGAACAUCCAGGACAGUGUGCCGAAGGCCGUGAUGCACUUCCUGGUGAACCAUGUGAAGGACUGCCUGCAGAGUGAGCUGGUGGGUCAGUUAUACAAGACGGGCCUGCUGGAUGACCUGCUCACAGAGUCCGAGGACAUGGCUCAGAGACGCAACGAGGCCGCUGACAUGCUCAAGGCGUUGCAGAAAGCCAGCCAGGUGAUUGCAGAAAUCCGAGAAACCCACCUGUGGUGAGGGCGGUCUCUCUUUAUCCCCCAUGAGCCAUCCAGAAGCUUCUGCUGUGUCUGCCAGCACCUCAGACGGAGAGACGAACAACUUAAAAAAUGCACUGUUGUGGAUAUGUGUAUAAAACAUAGUAAAAUAGUUUUAAUGUAAAGAAAGGACUUGGAUUUACUUGGAUUUAAUGAAGAGCAGUACAUAUCAGCUGCUCAUCAUCAGCAUCACACAUACUCUUGACUUAGUUAUUAUAUUUUUCUUAUGUAUUUGAAACCAUAAAUAAAUAGAUGUUAUGCAUCACCACUAUGUGGAGCAUUGAGGAGGAAUGUCUGCUCUUAAUGCUGCAACAUGUAGUUUCUCUCUUUAUCAUGUCAAUUAUUUUAUUAGAUGUUGACAAAAUAAUGUGUCUGCUGAUUGUUCAAUACAUGUACUCAAUUUAGA